Molecule: messenger RNA, 2103 nt
Organism: Salvia splendens (bonfire salvia)
Lineage: Eukaryota; Viridiplantae; Streptophyta; Magnoliopsida; Lamiales; Lamiaceae
Product: pentatricopeptide repeat-containing protein At3g57430, chloroplastic
Exons: 2
Coding region: 40-1971 (643 amino acids)
Biological process (GO): RNA modification
Molecular function (GO): RNA binding; zinc ion binding; protein binding
Source: RefSeq, a predicted model, not a curated record
GUUCUCAAAAUACGCCUAGCAUAUUAUUCAACUGAAAAAAUGUCGCACACAUCGAUUCUCCAAAAGAUCAGAGAUACAAGGCCUCUGCAUCAAGCCCACGCUCAUAUAAUCGUGUCAAAUCUCUCUGAAAAUGUUUUCCUAUGCAACAGGUUGAUGAAUGCAUAUGCCUCUUGCGGACUUGUAUCGAUAUCUCAGAUUAUAUUUUCUCAAAUUUCGGACAAAAAUUUGGUGUCUUGGACGAUUUUGCUAUCUGGGCUCACGAAAAAUGACCGUUUCUUCGAAGCUGCUGAGGUUUUUAAUGAGAUGAUGGUACUAAAAAUUAGGCCGAAUGAGAGAACAAUUGCGACUGUUUUGCCUGCAUUUGGAAAGUUAGGGAGGGUCUUGUUGGGGAAAUCUGUACACUGUUAUUGGAGACGGCGCAAUUUUGGUGGUAAUGUGUUUGUGGAAACAGGUUUGGUUGAUAUGUAUUCAAAAUUUGGGUGCAUGAGGAUUGCGAGGAAUGUGUUUGACAAUAUGACUGUAAGAAAUGUAGUCUCGUGGAAUGCGAUCAUUUCGGGAUACUCCAGUAACGGAUAUGGAGGGGAAGCGUUGCAGAUGUUCAACUGGAUGAGGAGGAAUGGGCUGCCUGGGGAUAUUUUUACGGCGAUGAGCUUGAUUAGUGUGGAGGAUUUCAGAGUAGGAGUAGGGAUCCAUAGCUUGGUGGUUAGAAGUGGAUAUGAGAAUGAUCCACUAAUUAGAACGGCUUUGAUGGGAUCGUAUAUAAAUGGAAAUUUUGUUGAUGAUGCUUAUCGUAUAUUUGAGGAGAUCGGUAAGAAGGACUUGGUUGCUUGGACUUUGAUGUUGAGAGGGUUUUCGAAGAGUGGAAAUUGGAGAAGGACCCUUGAACAUUUCGAGAAGAUGAUGGGAGAAGAGAAGAUAGCGCUGGAUUAUGUAUCUCUUAUAACUAUGCUUUCGGCUUGUAGCUGUUUCGGAGCUUUGGAGCAGGGAAGGCGAAUGCACGGUAUGAUGGAUGCAAAAAGAUACUUUGGUGGUAUGGUAGAGAAAGAUGUUGCGUGUUGGAACACGCUGAUAUCUGGUUAUGGCAUGAUUGGAUGUGGGAAUGAAGCCAUAGACACAUUCUUAAAGAUGGAUGGUUUGGGUCUAAGUCCAGAUGAGUCGACGUUGGUAUCAGUCCUGUGUGCUUGUAGCCAUGCUGGCCUGGUCGAGCAAGGGCUCCGAAUCUUUGAUCAGAUGACCAAAGUUUGGAACUUGAUUCCUAAUUUGAAGCACUAUGCCUGUGUUGUAGACCUUCUUGGACGUUCUGGGCGAAUAAAUGAUGCUUACUCACUCACGAAGAGCAUGCAUCUACAGCCGGGGGUUGAGAUAUACAGUUCUUUGCUUACUGCUUGCAAAAUCCAUAAGAACUUUGAGCUGGGAGACGAGAUUGCUCAAAAAUUUGUUGAGUUGAAACCUAAUGACGCGGGGCACUAUAUAUUGCUCUCAAACGUGUAUGCUUUGGCUGGAAAUUGGGAUUGUGCAAGAAUGAGUAGAGUAUCUUUGAAAUCGAACAACUUGAAGAAGAACCCUGGCCUUAGUUAUAUGGAGAUAAAUGGAGAAAUGUUCACAUUUAUGGCUAGCCAAACCGACCAUCCUCACUACCUAGAGAUUAGGGACUUCCUUCAAGGCUUGAUCUUGAAAAUAAAAGCUGCAGGAUACGAGCCUGACACCGACUCUGUGCUCCUAGAUGUGUCGGAUGAUGUGAAGAGAGAUAUUCUGUUUCACCACAGCGAGAAGCUUGCUAUUGCUUUUGGACUGAUGAGGACUAAGCCGGGAUCAGUAGUUCGGAUCACAAAGAAUCUACGGAUUUGUGAUGAUUGCCACUUAGCUAGUAAGUUCGUCUCCAAAGUCUAUGCGCGAGUUCUGAUUAUAAAGGAUGCCAAUCGCUUUCAUGUUUUUCGUGAUGGCAUAUGCUCCUGCAGAGACUGGUGGUGAAUGUUGGAUGCAGAGCAAACAUUCUCCGAUGUUCGAUCUUGCUCUACUCCUUUUCAAUAAUUUAGAAUUUGCUUGUUAGAAUUUUUAGCACAUUUUUUUACUGCAACUAACUAUCUUAUUGAUCUUGAAAUA